Messenger RNA from Pistacia vera, 475 nucleotides. RefSeq names its product 30S ribosomal protein S31, chloroplastic. Gene Ontology annotation, biological process: plastid translation. NCBI's taxonomy places the organism in Eukaryota, Viridiplantae, Streptophyta, Magnoliopsida, Sapindales, Anacardiaceae. The transcript is spliced from 3 exons. Gene Ontology annotation, cellular component: plastid; ribosome. Bases 36 to 380 code for a protein of 114 amino acids. The record is from RefSeq and is a predicted model, not a curated record.
UUCAAAAUUUUCAGAGUCCGAAUUGAAGCCGAGCCAUGGCGUCACUCAUACUUGGAGCUCUACCUCUGACACCUCAAUCUCGCAUUUCCUCUUCUCAAUCUCAAACGCUCGGCACUUCUCUCAGCUGCUCAACUCACUCAGUUUCGCUCUCUUUAACUCGCUCUCCUUCAAUCCCCUUCGUGUACUGUGGUCGCGGCGAUAGGAAGACGGCCAAAGGAAAGCGUUUCAAUCACUCCUUUGGCAAUGCGAGGCCGCGAAACAAGAAGAAAGGGAGAGGGCCACCGAGAGUGGCAGCACCUCCUGCUCCACCAAAGAAAGAUAAGUAUGAUGAUGAUGAGAAAAUCAAUAUCGAAAUCGAUGAAUCUUUGUUCUCUAGUUAAUUCAGUUAUCCUGUUUCGUUUCUUCUUGUUACUGUAAUUUUGUUGAAUCUUGAGAUGCUAUAUUAUUAUGUCAAUUUGUCAUUUCUCUAUUGUUA